Molecule: messenger RNA, 928 nt
Organism: Drosophila elegans
Lineage: Eukaryota; Metazoa; Arthropoda; Insecta; Diptera; Drosophilidae
Gene: MED4
Product: mediator of RNA polymerase II transcription subunit 4
Exons: 2
Coding region: 84-860 (258 amino acids)
Biological process (GO): regulation of transcription by RNA polymerase II
Cellular component (GO): mediator complex; core mediator complex
Molecular function (GO): transcription coregulator activity
Source: RefSeq, a predicted model, not a curated record
CUAGCUAACAAUGGUCUCACCGCGGUGUGAGAAAUAAACAAAUUGCAAAUUGUUGGCCAACAAAAUUGGCAAUUCUCCUGAUAAUGUCGUUCCACCUGAGCACAAAGGAGCGUCUGCUGCUCCUGAUCGACGACAUCGAGAUGAUAGCCAAGGAGCUGAUCGAGCAGGCCCACCAGAAGAUCUCCAGCACGGAGCUGGUGGACCUGUUGGAUUUACUGGUGGCCAAGGACGAAGAGUUCCGAAAAAUGCUGGAACUGGCGGAGGAGCAGGCCAAAGUGGAGGAGGCGAUGGAUAAGCUGCGUGCCAAGGUGGAAGUGCAUGACCGGGAGAUCCAAAAGCUGCAAAAGUCUCUGAAGGAUGCUGAGCUCAUCCUGUCUACGGCCAUUUUCCAGGCUCGCCAAAAGCUGGCCAGCAUCAAUCAGGCCAACAAGCGACCGGUUUCCUCGGAGGAGCUGAUCAAGUACGCACAUCGGAUUAGCUCCGCCAACGCAGUCAGUGCUCCGCUGACCUGGUGCAUUGGCGACUUGAGACGCCCCUAUCCCACGGACAUCGAGAUGCGCAACGGGCUGUUGGGCAAAUCCGAACAGAACAUCAACGGCGGCCCGGUGACGCACCAGAACAGUGGGAUUCCCUCGGAGCAGCAGAGAUCCUUGUCCGGGAGCGGAGGAAGUGGGAGUGGCAGCGGCGCAGGAGGAGAAGUGCCCAAUGCCUUCCAGAACCAAUUCAACUGGAAUCUGGGCGAGCUGCACAUGACCAUGGGCGCUUCGGGGAAUACGGUGGCCCUGGAAACCCGCGCCCAGGACGACGUCGAGGUCAUGUCCACCGACAGUUCGAGCUCCAGUUCCAGCGACUCACAGUAGGAUUGAUUAAAUCUCGUUUAAGCUAGUGGUUUAGUAUUUAAAAUAAAAGCGCAUUAUAAGGAAAAUAA